Hemibagrus wyckioides is the source of this 4120-nucleotide messenger RNA. It is a transcript of the gene necap1, whose product is annotated as NECAP endocytosis associated 1. The transcript has 8 exons. The record is from RefSeq and is a predicted model, not a curated record. NCBI's taxonomy places the organism in Eukaryota, Metazoa, Chordata, Actinopteri, Siluriformes, Bagridae. Gene Ontology annotation, cellular component: membrane; clathrin vesicle coat. Gene Ontology annotation, biological process: endocytosis. Bases 1950 to 2618 code for a protein of 222 amino acids.
CACAUCAUCUUUCACAUCCUGUUACACCGGAGUUCGUAUUCAUCAGGAAUACGCUCUCAGCAUCAUUAGCCAUUUUAAUACGUGUGGUCUCGUGCCGUGUUUACACUCAGAAUGCCCAAAUCCAUAAUUGCAUGUGAAUUGAUGCUACACAGGAUUUCAGGGCCUGUACGCCAUUACAUAAUACACACACGCAAGGUGCAGGGAUUGAGUGAUGGUAAUAGGUGUGAUUGAGCUUCUUCCCGUGCCGGAAGGGCUAUUGAAAUUACCCAGUUUCGCAAUCUGUCUCGACUUUAAGACUUCUGACAUCACAUGUCACGAAGCCUCAUCAUCUGCGACACUUAAACGGCUGCGGCUCUCAUCAGCGAUUCAUUUCAGUGACCUCAUGACCGGUCAGAGGUUUCCUGGAGUGUGUAAUCAGUAAGCAAUGGCUUGCUAAUAUGUUUUGCUUGCGUCGGUGUGUUUGAAAGGAUGUUUGAAGGAUAGAUUGAGACACCGUGUUUACGUUUUCAUUGAAUAUGCUGACGUCAGUAGUUUCCGGACAAUGACUGGACGGUGGUGUUUGUUUUAUCCUGUUCCUGGAGGAUGAUUGGUUCAUCCACAGUCGCGUGGGAGAACUGAGGAUAACUAGAACACGUUUCACUGCUGAGUAAUAAAUGAUUAUUGGACAAAUCACUCCAGUGGGGAUCAGAACGUGAUAUCUCUCAUGAAAAGUCAUCUGAUCAUACCAGACGGAUAAUGAACCAUAAAAUUAAGCAUGUUUGCUCUUGGAUUGUUUCCUUAUUAAAGCUAUGACAAGAGUGUUACUCAUCACAAGGGUUUAACGUGUUUCAACGUAGUUAAAAAGUGUUCCCACUUUCAUGGAUCCGUCUUGUCUUGUACGUGAACUCAACAUUACGUAUAUUCAGGUAGACUUUUUAGAUAUAUAUACGUUUAGUAAGAAAAACAAAACCACAAUGGACUGCGCUGUGAAGAGACAACAUUCCUGGUGAUAUCACAGUUUUGUUUUGUUUUUCCUGUAGUGUUUUAUUUGCUUUACUUAUAUUACGGUUCUAUUAUACUACAGCAAUUUGCCAGCAGUUACAAGUUUGUAUUAAUUAAACAUCACACUUUGUCAUUGUUUAUAUCUAGGUUUAUUCUAUAUCCAUGAGACAAGUUAGUUCCUAUAAUCACUAGGCAGCUAUAAACAGUCAUUCCCUCAUCAGCACAUUUUGUUUUUCUCUCUUGUGAAGACAAAACGAACAUGUUUCUGGUUGCAUUACCUAGAAACUGGAAAGCGAAAAGGAAACUUACUGACCCCCACGAUGUGAGACUCCUUCCGUUAAUGAUAAAUAAACUCCAAACAGAGAUCUUCAUGCUCUUUGUUAAUAAUAACACCAUCACAUUCUGUUCAUCUGUUUGCUGUUAGGUUCCAAACAUGUUGAUAUUUCACCAUACAAGUCCCUGUGUAUCAGCUGCUACUUCAGAAACAAUAACAGUACUAGAGAAUUAAACAUAAACCUAUUGUUUAUAAUACAACUGCUGUGUUGUUACAGAGAAUUAAUCCACACAUUGUGAUUAGUGAAUUCAGCGGCGCUGUUGUGUCAAUAAAUGUAGCCUAGUGUUAAUAUUCUCUGUUUGUCAACUUCUUCGAGUUUUGACGACUGGAAAGGGACCGCCGUAAAACAACUACUGGCCACGUGUUGUUUUGGUGGCACUCCAUUCUGAGCACAGCAGUUGUCUUGACAUGAUAGUGUGUGUGUGUUGAGCUGGUAUGAGUGUAUCAAGCACUGCAGUGUUCGCUGGGCUCUUAAAUGGCUCACAGCCACUUUUUGAAAAACAGUGAGGAAAAAACAACAGGCCAGCAUCAUUCUGUGAGCUGAUACAGACUCUGAAAAAGUGGACCAGCUAUAUAAAAUGGCUUCUUUCAAAGGUCAGGGGCAGCUGAUUGGAAGUUAGAUGCUCCUGACUGGAUGGGACGGAUGAGAGUGACGGCCAGGGGAAAAAUUGCCUAUAUUAAACUAGAGGAUAAGAUCUCAGGCGAGCUGUUUGCUCAAGCCCCGGUGGAACAGUAUCCUGGUAUUGCAGUAGAAACUGUAAGUGACUCAAGCCGCUACUUUGUUCUUAGGAUUCAAGAUGACAGCGGUCGCAGUGCCUUUAUCGGCAUCGGAUUUGGCGAUCGGGGAGACGCGUUUGAUUUCAACGUGGCUUUGCAGGAUCAUUUCAAGUGGGUAAAGCAGGAUAAUGAGUUGAGUAAGCAGGCUCAAACUCCAGACUUGGGUCCUAAAUUAGACUUGGGUUUUAAGGAAGGUCAGACUAUCACACUCAACAUUGGGCAAAGCAAAAAGAGAGAAAAGUCUCGUCCACAAAGCUCAGGUGGACUCGGACUGCUUCCUCCUCCUCCGAGUGGCAAAAUUGCUCCGCCUCCUUCAGCCACGCCCACCAAUAACAACACAGAACCAUCGACAUGCAGUAGCAACAUAGGUUGUUUGCUGGACCUAGACAGCAAUGAUUCUAACACUUUGGUCCAGCCAGCUCCUCCUAGCACAAAUGCUGACCUGUGGGGAGAGUUUACGUCUGACAGCUUGUCAUCUCAGCCCUCCAAGACGGAGUCUGCCUCUACAAACUGGGUCCAGUUCUGAGUUUGUGAUGCUCACUUCAUGUCCCUGUUCUUACUCAUCAGACACUAAACCUAUCGCUUAAGUUUACCCCAUUCUCUCUCUCUCUCUCUCUCUCUCUCUCUCUCUCCUCCUCUCUACUCUCUCUCCCCUCUCUCUUCCCCCCUCCCCAUCUCUCUCUCCUUCUCUUCCCCUCUCUCUCUCUCUCCCUCUCUCUCUUCCACUUUUUUUUUUGCACUGUUUAAUUCUAACAUCCACAUUAACGUAUUGUCCAGCAAUUAUUUAAUUGUUUUAUUUAUGUUUAUGUAUUCUACAUAGUCACUAGAGCCUCGAGAAGGACAUAUAUUAAAUGAUGUGUAUAUUUGGAAAUGCGUUUACUUUAACAGGAACAAGUUGUUAGGUGGAAAAGCUUCGUUUUCUAAGGCGAGCUCCAAUGUGUUCGGUGUAAAUGAAACGAUUGUGUCGCCCUCUGGUGGUGCAAAUGCAAAAAAAAAACAACAAAAAACGGUGUACAAAAAAAAAACUUGUAGUAAUGUGAAGCAGCUGUGGUUACAGCACUGCGUUUCGUUUCCAGCAUCAGUGCUCCUUCCUGACGAUAUGCAAUCAGUGUCCUUUGGGGGGAAAAAAAUGUCAGGAGUUCAUUCACUUACUGUAAAGCACUGAUGUUCUUACUGCACCUUCACCCCUUGCUUUCUGGGAACUGCACUAAUACGUGGAAAGGCUCUAAUAAAAGCCUGAUCUGUCCUAGCAGCAAUAUUCAAAUGAAUGCCAUCACACAGAAAUAAGAGGUCUAAGUCCUGAUGCCUUGCGAUAGCACAUACUUUUGUGGCUAGACCAAAUUUUUCCAUACUUAAAAAGACUCGACAUUUAAACGUGCGUCUCACACGGCAGAUUGCAGUGUUCUAGUGUGCAGUAUAGGUAACCCAGCUAUUUUAUGUGACUGUAACUGUGACAAUGUUUAUUUCUGACAGAGGUGAAUUAGCGUUACAAUGCCAGCUGUUGCUGCUAUUAUUUGUUUUGUCUUUUUUUUUUUCUCCUAUCGUGUGUUCAUUCUAGUUCUAUACAAAUAUGUAUAAUCUCAAAAACACUAUGUUGUAUAUGUAUAAAUAUAAAAGUCAAUGUAAUAAACAAUACAAGUCGAUUCAUGAGAAAGCAGAUGUUUGGAUUCAACUUUUAUUGUCUUUAUAGCAUUAUAAAACCACAAUUAUUGACAUGACAGGAAAUAUUUUAUUCGGCAUAUGAGCAUCAUAUGUUUUUACACUGAAUUAUAUAAAGUGAUCUCAUGAACAUACAGUAGUGAGAUAAUGUGGAUAUAUUCAGCAUAAUAUCAGUCCAUAUAUACAGUAGGGUCCAAAAGUCACUUUUAUUUUACUUUCUCUUCUAAUUUAAUGCAAAUUGUCAACAACUUAAGGGAAAAGUAGAGUCUUUGAAAUAUUUGCAUGAGUUUCGGAGUUGUUUAGUAUUUGGUUUGUCUCUUUUUUUUUUUCUUUUUUUUUUACUUUAAUGACAGUGUAAACUCAAGCUGA